Pyrenophora tritici-repentis Pt-1C-BFP is the source of this 1785-nucleotide messenger RNA. Lineage: Eukaryota; Fungi; Ascomycota; Dothideomycetes; Pleosporales; Pleosporaceae. The record is from RefSeq and is a predicted model, not a curated record.
AUGGCUUUCUCAAUGGGGAUGCCGUUCAAUGAAGGCGAAGAGAAGAUGCAUCGUCUCCUUCGCGUUCCACCCCAGGACAAUCCAACCUCAACUAUGCUCACACCCCAGGCAUCCAACAUGUUCCAACGCGCGCCUCUCCUCGCUUUCGGGACUCUAGAUGCUCAAGACCGUCCCUGGACCACGUUAUGGGGCGGAGAGCCAGGCUUCUUAGAGCCGCUCGGUGGAGGAUUCGUUGGCACGCGAACGCUCGUUGACAGCAAGAACGAUCCCGUGGUACAAGCACUCGUUGGUGACGCAAAAGACGGGCAAACAUCAAAACCCGCGGACGGCGGAAAACCAGUCGCAGGACUAGCCAUCGAUUUGAUGACAAGAAAGAGAGUAAAAACAGCCGGACGCAUGAUAGCAGGCGCACUCCGAGACACAGACGCCACCACCUCCCCAGCCCAACUACUCCAACUCGUAACCAAAAUCGAGCAAAGCCUAGGAAAUUGUCCCAAAUACCUAAACCAAUACGAAAUCCAUCCUGCGUCCAUAUCCUCAACUUUGCAAUCAUGCGGGCCCUCACUAACCCCACAAGCCACAUCCCUCCUUUGGAGAGCAGACAUGUUCUUCCUCUGCACCAGCACCGCAAACGACAUGGACGUGAACCACCGCGGCGGCGCCCCAGGAUUCAUCCGCCUCAUCUCCGACACAGAGAUAAUCUACCCAGAGUACUCAGGCAACCGGCUCUACCAAUCUCUAGGAAACCUGCAAAUGCGUCCCCAAAUCGGACUCACAGUGCCCGACUACGAAACCGGCGACAUUCUCUACAUAACAGGCGUUAGUGAGAUUCUCUCUGGCGGCGCUGCCGCCAUACUCCUCCCUGGCAGUAACUUGGCCGUUAAGAUCACAAUCAGCGAGGCGCGCUUCGUUCAGUCCGGUCUGCCUUUCCGCGGUACCAAGAAAACACCAAGUCCGUAUAACCCGCCCAUCCGCACUUUGGCAGCAGAAGGUAAUAUCAAAUCUGCCAUCUCUUCGUCAACUAUACCCAUCACAGCCCACCUAACCAAACUUACCCCCCUCACCCCAUCAAUCACACGCUUCAAGUUCUCCGUCCCCAGCGGCUUGUCUUACGAACCGAGUCAAUGGGUCGCGCUGGAUUUUAGUAACGAACUAGAUAUCGGCUACGAACACAUGCGCGACGAUGACCCGUUGAGUUUGAAUGAUGAUUUCGUUAGGACGUUUACGAUUUCUUCUGCUCCUUCGCGUGAAACUUCGUCGACGGGGGUGGAGGGCAAGGAGAAGGAGUUUGAAAUCACAAUCAGAAAAGUGGGCGCUGUGACGAGGUUUCUCUGCAAACAAAACGAGCGUUCGGGCUUGGAGGUUUUGGUCAGGGGUGUGGGUGGUGGAAUGCAGAUUGGGACGGAUAGCAGUGCGGUUAUAGUGGCGAGUGGGGUGGGUAUUACACCACUUUUGGGUCAGAUAGGGCGCUUGCGGCUGGAAAAAGAGAGGUUUAAGUUGUUUUGGGCUGUGAGGGGCGGGGAUGUGGGGUUAGUAGGGGAUACGAUUGAGAGAUAUCCGGGGUUGGAUGGGUGUACGACUGUGUUUUUAACGGGGCAGGUAGUGGAUGGUGUGAAGGAGCAGUUGGGUAAGGAAGCGAGGGUUGUAGAAAGGAGAUUGAGGAAGGAUGAUGUGGAGGGUGUGGAGGCAGAGACUUGGUAUUUGUGUGCGGGCAAGGGGAUGAGGAAGGAGGUGUUGAGGUGGUUGGAUGGGAAGAAAGUAGUUACAGAGAAUUUUGAUUAUUAG